Molecule: messenger RNA, 978 nt
Organism: Acanthosepion pharaonis
Lineage: Eukaryota; Metazoa; Mollusca; Cephalopoda; Sepiida; Sepiidae
Source: the annotation of a GenBank genome assembly
AUGGAACUGUUUCGUGUGUCAACACCACACAUCUUCCAGAGUCAUGAAGCUUGCAAACUGUCAUUACUGAUAGCUACGGCCAUUGCAGUAGACUCAGGUUUCAUCAUAUUCGCUAUCUCGAUCGACCGAUACCGGCGUAUGUGUCAUCCGUUCAAUACGCAGCUAACGCCGAAGAUGGCGAAAACAGUGUCGGCCGCUAUUAUUGUCACCUCGUUGAUAUUUGUCUGGCCCUCGUGGAUCAUCUACGGCAUGAGGCGAACACCGACUCAGGACAACGAAACGAGCGGUGGCUGUGAGUGUGGCAUCGACCAAGUGAUGUUCAAUACAAUAUACCCACGACUGUUCUACUAUAUACUCCUUACACUUUCUGUUGUGCUUUUUUCCAUCAUCUUUCUUCUCUACUUUCUCAUUGCCAUCAAAGUAUGGCGCCACAAAAACAAACGCCGCCCAACACCGACGUCACUACCACCCGUCGGUCUCUCCACGGACGGAAAGGGAACAAGUAAUUCCGUACUGAAAAUCCCUUAUCUGCCAACGCUGGAGAGCGAAGUGUCAGUGGAUUCGUCUCGCACCCGUUUGAAACUUGACCGUUCUAAGCGUACCCGGAAGCAGCAGCAAGAAAAGUCCUCGAAAGGUUCCUUGGUACGCGUCAGCAGGACUUCUUCCAUCAUGGCGCUGAUUGCCGUCACGUGGGUACUUAGUUACAUGCCGCACGUGAUUCUCGUCAUGCUCGAGAUUCACAUCAAAGAGUUCCGUCAAGAGCUCAGUCCGACUGGUGACGUACUUUUCCAACUGGCUGUCCGCUCUUAUUUGCUCAACAACGCCGUCAACCCGAUCAUCUACGGUGUCUUCAAUAUACGGUUUCGACGAGAAAUUGGUCGCUUGAUCGGGUUCCUCGUUCCACCUUGCGCCAGGUCUAGUACGCCAGUGACGCAGCCGUCCAGUCAAAUGUGCAGUCAGCCGUCCAUGGAUGAAUGA